AUCAAAAGGACACAAGCAGCAGCCAGUACCAGUCCCUUCUCAACUCUACGGACAAGCCCACACUCCGUCACAUUAUGAAGGUCCCCACAGCUGCCUUUGCAAUCCUUUUCUGCAUCAUGGCUCUCGGCUACCUGGUCUCCUCGGCACCAUAUGGCGCCGACACUCCAACUGCCUGCUGCUUCUCCUACGGCCGGCAGAUUCCACGCAAAUUCAUAGCUGACUAUUUUGAGACGAGCAGCCUUUGCUCCCAGCCAGGUGUCAUCUUCCUAACCAAGAGAGACCGGCAGGUCUGUGCUGACCCUAGAGAGACCUGGGUCCAGAAAUAUGUCGCUGACCUGGAGCUGGGUGCCGAAGAGGCCUAGAGGCAGUGAGGCACCCACAGACCGCCAACGGCCCACCUCCAUAGCUCCCUCUCCUGCUGGUUGUUUGCUGUGAAAUAGCCACACUCAAGGACUCUUUAAUUUAAUUUAAUUUAAUACUAUUAAUUUUAUAUUAUUUAAUUUUUGUAAUUUAUUUUUAUUGUCACACUUGUGCUUGUGACUGUUUGCCCUCAAAGAUCUCAGGAUGCUUUCCCUCUCCACCCAUCGCACUCCCCUUUGCCCACACUGUGUUUAGUGACAGCUGAGUGGCUGUCAUCAGCUUAUUCUAGAUCGAUAUGGUAGCAAAGUCACAAACUGACAAUAUGCGAUGGAUGCUUUAGUCCUGUGCCAUGUCCAGACAGAAGCAAAAAUAA
Molecule: messenger RNA, 733 nt
Organism: Nannospalax galili (Upper Galilee mountains blind mole rat)
Lineage: Eukaryota; Metazoa; Chordata; Mammalia; Rodentia; Spalacidae
Product: C-C motif chemokine 3-like
Exons: 3
Coding region: 75-362 (95 amino acids)
Biological process (GO): positive regulation of GTPase activity; cellular response to type II interferon; positive regulation of ERK1 and ERK2 cascade
Cellular component (GO): extracellular region
Molecular function (GO): CCR chemokine receptor binding; chemokine activity
Source: RefSeq, a predicted model, not a curated record